This is a messenger RNA of Rotaria sp. Silwood2, 1605 nucleotides long. The record is from the annotation of a GenBank genome assembly. Lineage: Eukaryota; Metazoa; Rotifera; Eurotatoria; Philodinida; Philodinidae.
AUGAAACGUCCUUCACAUUGGUCUAGAUCCAAAGCAUUGUUGGCCCAAAUAUGUUCGCAGACGAAUCAAAAUGAUACAUUAGCUCCCGUGGAACAUACGUUCAACGAUGAUUUAAGUACCAUUUGCAUUUCCAUAUUAUUUCUCGGUUCACGUCAACCAUUUCAUCUGUCGCAUAGUAACAUUAAAAUAAAUGAGUUCUAUGAUAUUGAACAAUGUAUUCAAUGGAUUCAAAAUAACAGUUCAUUUCAUAUUUAUCUGAUUAUUUCAAUGAGCAAUUUCCAGGAUAUUCGAUAUGUAGUUGAGCUCAAUCCUGUUCAUGCAGUCUAUAUUGUGAUGGAUCUCGAAUCGAAUGAACUAAUCGAGAUGCUAUCAACUUAUUCAAAAUUGAGUGGCAUAUUUGUUCUCAAUGAAGAUCUGCUCGAUCAAAUCAUCACAGACAUUUGUUUCUAUCGUCAAAUUCGAUUUCGUUUACCAGAUAUGAAUAUUUUCAAACUUGAGUCGAAUAUUCUCGGCAAACUUAACGAACGUCAGGUGGACUUUUUGUGCUUUCAACUAUUUAGUGGCAUUCUAUCGGAGUUACCAAAUCAAUCUACUACAACUGGUGAUAGUAAUACCGAGCAUGAGGGUCAUCUUCUUAUUCAUCUAAUUGAAGCAAACACAAAGAUCAAUUAUCUUUUCAAAGACUUCAACACUUCUACAUUACAAAAUUCGGUAACAACGUUGAAAGAACUCAAUCAACGAAUAUUAUCCUUGGCAAAAACCAUCAAUUCAUCUUCUGAUACCGUCUAUCGAGCUCAAAUAGUAUCAAAAACAGAUUUAAAAAUGUUACAAAAUAAUUCAAAUAACCUACUCGCUAUACAGACAUUCGUUUUAGCUUCACGUUCGUUUCAAUCUGUAGUAGACAUUUGUCGUCGAGCAGUCGAUAAUCAACUUACUGUAGUUCUCUUCGAACUAAAAUUGUCCAAUAAAAUCUCGGUGGCACAGUUGAAUUCAGAUACAUUGGUCUUCAGUCUUGGUACUCUCUUUCGAUUAGUUUCGACUGACCCAGAACUCAACGGUGUUUGGCGUGCACAAUUGGAGCCUGUCGAUGGUGCAAUGCAGCGUAUUAUAAAUCAACUUCGAAUUGAGAUUGGUGGUCAUCUUACAUGGUUAACAUUCGGCAACUAUUUGACUGCUUUGAAACGAUACGAUGCAGCUAAGAACUAUUACGAAUAUCUUUUGCUUGUACUUCCAUCUGAUCAUCCAAGUCUUGCUUUUAUUUACGACAAUAUGGGUUUGAUGUAUUCGGAAAUGUCCGAUAAUGAAAUGGCAUUAACAUUAUUUAAAAAAGCAUCCGAAUUGAAUGUUGCCAAUCUACCAAUGCCAGCUGAACAGAUAAAAUUAUCGACUAUGGAUCUGUCGUGUCCUGAAUCUUCUUCUAUUGACCAAAUGACAAUAUUCAACAAAAUAGCAGAAAUCAAGUAUCGUGAAGGAAAUUACCAAGCAGCAAUUGACUAUUAUCGUGAAGCACUCCAUGUUGCAACAGAUUCGGCAUCACUGCAAUUUUAUCAAAAUAAAAUUGAAAAACUUUUAUCUAUUAAAGAUACUGUUGAUUCUGACAAUUAG